This is a messenger RNA of Aspergillus melleus, 2727 nucleotides long. RefSeq lists its product as uncharacterized. NCBI's taxonomy places the organism in Eukaryota, Fungi, Ascomycota, Eurotiomycetes, Eurotiales, Aspergillaceae. The transcript has a single exon. The record is from RefSeq and is a predicted model, not a curated record. Bases 275 to 1975 code for a protein of 566 amino acids.
ACUUGUUUGAUGGUUCACUAACAGCCCUAUGGGGGACAACUUAUUGUCUCAAUAUUUGGGUGAAAUGAUGGUGAAAGCAACACUCCCCCAAUGUAGUCAGCCAGUCCAUCAUGUGACUGAUACCGACCUCAAGGCUCUUGACCUUCUCUCACUUCAUCUACUCGACAACCACAAUGACAACCCAUCUCAUCCAAUCCCUCCUCUUGCAUGAUGCGAGCCAUCUCAAAUAUUGAUUCUCAUCUUCUCUUGACCACAUAUAGCACAUAAUACAGCGAUGGAUUCUACUCAUUCAUCUUCGCUCUCCCAAGACAAUCAGUCCAAUCUCACGGAAAGUCAGCACAGCUCCGCUACAAGUGUGUCGACUCAACCGAAAAUCAAGGUCUCAGCAUGGUUCAGCGUGUUCGUUGGUAACCCCGACCCUACAGCUCCUCGGUUCAAACAUGCUUGGUUCGAUGCUAGAAUCCCCAAGGAGAUAUUUGCUUUCCAACGUGCUAACAUUGUCGUCGGCAACGACUCUGUCGAAAACAUCAGCUUUGUAGGCACCGAUCGGGAGAGACAGGACAUUCGUGAAAAAAUCUCUAUAUUUCGCGCGAUCAUAUCGCUCUCGCUGACCUUUACUGAUGAGAUGUUCAACUGCGUUCAUGGGGGUUGUAUUGUCUGCAACUCAGCCCCGGUCGAAUCCCUCGUCCAUCGCCCUUUGUGCGUCACUGAAACUGGCUACCACCAGUUAGUGGAUUUCCAAGAGACUUACAAGCUUAUGUCGACGAUUGCCUCUCACGCGGAAUCUAUAAUGCAGACAGAUCAGAUGGACUGGAGCAUCGGCAGCUUUAUGGAUGGCCGGCCUUAUGUUUGCUCCCUUGCGAUGCCUGUGUGCACGACUACCGGCGAGUGCUUUCGAAUCGCGACCGAGAGAGCCCAGGGCUAUAUCGAGGGAAUAAUUGAUGGAGACAUCCUACCGCGGCCUCUCAACACAGCAAAGAAUGGCCAGAUCACUGAAGAGGCAAAGUGUGGAACACAUGAAUCCACUACUCAUUCGAACGAUAAUGACAUCGCCAAGCAUGACAUUGAUCUCGCAGCUAAAUCAUCUGACUUAUCUCUCCCCGACAGUCCUCUCAAAGAGAGAUUUUACAAUAUUGGGAAGACGAUAUUUGUGGGAAGACCAAGUCUCCAGGUACAGCACACGCCUCCCAGCGGAGAGCUUAGUUGCUUAGUACUGUCCGCGACUUUCCCUCGGUCGGCAAUGCCGGACAGAUCGAAGAAUCAAGCAGAUGCCGCAAUUGAUUACUGUCGGGUUUCCGGAUAUUACGAGCAAGAUAUUCUUCAUCAUCUUGUCCUUCGUUGCGCGGUAUGUCCCAAGCCAGUAGCUGCUAGUACUAUGGUGCACUUCCCGAUUGCAUUCCCUCGGACCCAUAGAGGCUGUCUUGAAGAUGGCCCAGUGCGCAAACUAAUCAUGAAACUUUGCCGAUUUGUCAACGGCACAUGGAAUUACCCAGAAACGAAUGCCGCCUUAGGCUUUGGUAGUGAUGCUCAUAUCUUCGAACUGGUGGUCCCAAUCUGCGAAAUGAAAAGUAUCUGUGAGAAGGUUGCAAGGAUCUCUGCCCGAGAGUUUCUGAGAUUGCUGACACCGUCUGGAAACCCUCUCCCGUUUCCGGGAUUAGACCCUGAUACCAAUCUCACCGCCGUCCAUGCUAUGUUUCGAAGCUUCUCCGAAGAAGAGCCAGAGCCCGCCGAGUGCCUGGUAGAGAAGAUUGCACCUGAAUGUCUCAUACCUGAAGACGAAAGCGAACAUAAAGACAACCCGAACAAUAGGACCUUGAGUGUAGGUAGCCUGAGGCUUUGGUUCGAAAAUUGUCACAUGAAUCAAGAAGUCAUGCGUGAAUCCUUUGGUGAAAAAGUGCAAAAGGAAGAGGAUCAAGUGCAGGUCGAAGUUGAGAAAUUUGAGACCGAUGCCUCUGUUGUUUGGGUCUUUCUUUGACCUGGUGGAUUCCUCGCACCCAUCUGAUGAGAAUGAGGAGGACCCGGAGGCAAACGUCGAUCCAGUUAUUGAGGAUUAUCGAACCCAGGAGAUGUUUCAACCCUUAUUGACUUGGGACUUCUGGUUGCUGUAUGAGGCCAUUACCAGUCAGAGUACUGUUGAUGGCACUUACCUUUCGGAAGAGGAUCUAUAUGAAUAUGAGAUAGAGAGAGUUAACGAGGAUUGCAACGAUGAUAGGGGAGGUAGAUAUGCCGGCUAGGCUUCGACAGUGGUUACGAUGGUUGCCACGACGCUGAUGAUGGGGCUGGUAAUGAUGCUGGUCGUGGCGCUGCCAACAACGCUGCCCAUUAUGACGCUGCCUUUAAUGCUGCCUUCAAUUAUGCCUAUAGCACUGCCUAUAACGCUGCUUUGACUGCUGCUCAAGAGGCUGCUUAUAAUAUUGCUAACAACGCUGCCUUGAACAGUGGCCACGACAAUAUCUCUGAAGGAGGUUCCGACGAGGCCUGUAACAACGAUUAUGACGUUGGGUACGAAGAGGGGGAAGAUACUGGAUAUAAUGAGGGUACGAAGAUGGACACAAGGACGCAAGGAAAGAUAUAAGAUAGAGGAUGACGAAGGGGGCAAUGAAGGGGGCGCCGAUACUGGAGAGGACUACGAAGAGGAUGACAGUGCAUAUGAGAAAGCGUACGAUGAGGGGUACGGAAAAGGUUAUGACAAGGGCUAUGACAAAGGCCAUGAGGACGGUGUCUCGU